Messenger RNA from Aspergillus homomorphus CBS 101889, 595 nucleotides. RefSeq names its product YjgF-like protein. The coding region runs from base 114 to 524 and encodes 136 amino acids. The transcript has 2 exons. NCBI's taxonomy places the organism in Eukaryota, Fungi, Ascomycota, Eurotiomycetes, Eurotiales, Aspergillaceae. The record is from RefSeq and is a predicted model, not a curated record.
CACCUCUCCAGCAGCAAUGAUCAUAAAAUCUCGAAGCCGGACCAUCAGAGUUGGCGAAAGAGUAUUGAAACAACUUCCAUCGCGCACUGUCCUCUCAUCCACAAUAUUCAAAUAUGGCAUCCCUCACCUAUGUCAACGAAGAUGGUGCUGGCCAGAAGUACAGCGAUCUCUGCCACUAUUCACAACCUGUUCUACUCCCCGGAAAAAUUGUGAAAUACGCCGGACAGGGCGGUUGGACCAACUCGGGGAGUCUCGAUGCCAGCGAUACCCGGAAGCAGAUCGACCUAGCGUUUGGGAACGUCGAUAGAGUGCUUCAGACUGCUGGAAUUAAAGGGUGGGAAGAUGUCUAUCUUGUCCGAACUUACCACGUCGACCUGGACACCUCUUACGACUAUCUCGUCAAGAAGCUCAAGAAGCGUAUUCCUGAACACCGACCAGUCUGGACUGCUAUCUCAAUUGCCCGCCUUGCUUUCCCGGAGAUGUUGAUUGAGGUCGAGGUCGAAGCAUUCCAAAACGAGGCCUAACGUUUCCUUCAUUCUAUGUCCGUCGUUAGAAUGUUUCUCCAGGUUCAACCUCCCCGCUUGUUAUGUAGUCG